CGCGGCCAGAGAGCUGCCCGGGGGACCAGGUUUCAGGAGGCGGGGCCGGAACGUCAAGGCAGUGCCCGAGGCUCAGCGGCCCAGAACAGAAAUCAGGGCGGGUCCAGCAACCUGAGGCAGCGGCGGGGCCCGAUGGUGAGACCUGGCCUAAGAACCCCCAGUGGGGAGUGAGUGUCCGGGCCAGCCGAUCCUCCGAGUGGGCCAGCAAGGAUUACAGGAACCGGUGGCUUCGUUUCCGAAGGUCCUUGACUCCGCAGUGAGUGCUCCCUCUUCAGCCAGAAGGACAAGAAGAUCCCAGCGGCACUUCCUCAGGUUCUCCAGCAGGCCUUGGUGGCCCAGCAUGGCCCACUGAGGUCAACCAUGACUGGCUGGCAGACACGUGCCACUGACCACCCAAAGUCACAACUCACCAGGAGGUGACCCCUCCCUCCUGCGGUCACCACUCGCCCGCCCCGCCCCACCCAGGAAAGUGCCUGCGCCGUCAGGGACACCAUGUAGUAGGGCCGGCUGCGGCAUCCAAUGAGCUGCGAUGGUUUUGUACACGACCCCCUUUCCCAACAGCUGUCUGUCUGCCCUGCACGCUGUGUCCUGGGCCCUCAUCUUCCCAUGCUACUGGCUGGCGGACCGGCUCCUGGCCUCCUUCAUACCCACCACCUACGAGAAGCGCCAGCGGGCAGACGACCCGUGCUACCUCCAGCUGCUCUGCACCCUGCUCUUCACCCCUGUCUACCUGGCCCUCCUGGUUGCCUCACUGCCCUUUGCAUUCCUUGGGUUCCUCCUCUGGUCACCCCUGCAGUCUGCCCGCCGGCCCUACAUCUACUCCCGGCUGGAGGACAAGGGCUCGGCCGGAGGGGUGGCCCUGCUCAAUGAAUGGAAGGGCACAGGUCCUGGCAAAAGCUUCUGCUUCGCCACCGCCAACCUCUGCCUCCUCCCCGACUCACUGGCCAGGCUCAACAAUGUUUUCAACACCCAAGCCCGGGCCAAAGAGAUCGGGCAGAGAAUCCGCAAUGGGGCCAGUAGGCCUCAGAUCAAAAUCUACAUCGACUCACCCACCAACACCUCCAUUAGUGCGGCCAGCUUCAGCAGUCUGGUGUCACCACAGGGCAGUGAUGGCGUGGCACGGGGUGUCCCUGGGAGCAUUAAGAGGACUGCCUCUGUGGAGUACAAGGGUGACAGCGGGCGUCACGCCAGCGAUGAGGCUGCCAACGGCCUAGCCUCUGGGGACCCAGCAGACGGCGGCUGCCUUGAAGAUGCCUGCAUUGUGCGCAUCAGUGGCGACGAAGGAGGCCGGCCCCCAGAAGCCAUCGACCCCCCUGCUGGGGGCCAGGCCAGGAACGGGGCCAGCGGGGGCCCACGAGGCCAGACACCCAACCACAGUCAGCAGGAUGGGGACUCGGGGAGCCUGGGCAGCCCCUCCGCCUCCAGGGAGUCCCUGGUGAAGGCACGGGCCGGGGCCGACGGCGGCAGCGGGGAGCCGGGCGCCAACAACAAGCUCCCAUACAAGGCCUCGGUGGUGAAGAAGGCAGCCGCGCGCAGGAGGCGGCACCCAGACGAGGCCUUUGACCAUGAGGUCUCAGCCUUCUUUCCCGCCAACCUGGACUUCCUGUGCCUGCAGGAGGUGUUUGACAAGCGGGCGGCUGCCAAGUUGAAAGAGCAGCUGCACGGCUAUUUCGAAUACAUCCUCUAUGAUGUCGGGGUCUAUGGCUGCCACGGCUGCUGCAGCUUCAAGUGUCUCAACAGUGGCCUCUUCUUUGCCAGCCGCUACCCCAUCAUGGACGUGGCCUAUCACUGUUACCCCAACGGGCGCUUGUCCGACAGCCUGGCCUCGAAGGGAGCGCUGUAUCUCAAGGUGCAGGUGGGAAGCACACCUCAGGACCAAAGAAUUGUCGGGUACAUCUCCUGCACACACCUGCAUGCCCUGCCAGAGGACAGUGACAUUCGGUGUGAGCAGCUGAACAUGCUUCAGGACUGGCUGGCUGAUUUCCGAAAAUCUACCUCCUCGUCCAGCACAGCCAACCCCGAGGAGCUGGUGGCAUUUGACAUCAUCUGCGGAGAUUUUAACUUUGACAACUGCUCCUCCGAUGAUAAGCUGGAGCAACAGCACUCCCUGUUUACACGCUACAAGGACCCUUGCCGCCUCGGGCCGGGGGAGGAGAAGCCAUGGGCUAUCGGUACCCUUUUGGACAAGGAUGGUCUCUACGAUGAGGAAGUGUGCACCCCUGACAAUCUGCAAAAGGUCUUGGAGAGCGAGGAAGGUCGCCGGGAGUACCUCGCCUUCCCCACCAGCAAGAGCCCUGGGGGUGGCCAGAAAGGACGCAAGGACCUGCUGAAGGGCAACGGCAGGCGCAUCGACUACAUGCUUCACGGGGAGGAGGGGCUGUGCCCAGACUGGAAAGCUGAGGUGGAAGAAUUCAGCUUCAUCACCCAGCUGUCGGGCCUGACUGACCACCUCCCAGUGGCCAUGCGGCUGAUGGUGUCUGCAGGGGAGGACGAGGCGUAGACUGGCCAAGUCAUCACAAGCAGCAGGGCCUCCGCCAGCCCUUUGAGCCGCAGUCCCUCCCUAGCCAUGUCCCCUCCAGCAGGCACCACCGGUGCUGGGGGAGGAGGGCAGGAGCCUGGGAGGGCCACGGCCAGUCCUGGGUGAGCUGGGACCAGCGCUGCCCAGCACCUCUGGGCACUCACUUUGGACAGCAGUCAGGCGGGCCUGGGGAGUCCCGGCUGCCCAACCAGUGCCAUUCUUUCAAACCGUGAUUUUCUACAAAUUUACAGCACAACAUAGUUUGUAACCCGUGGGUUAGUAUGAGAAUCGGGUUUCUGUACUCUUUGUAAUUUCUUCUCAAGCUUUGUCCAGGGUUCAUUAUUUUUGUCUGCUGCCAUGUUGUCUCGCAUGCCUGCACCCUCGCAUGCACGCUGCCCGCAUGUCACAUGCCAUACCGUAGCCACAGACCCCUCCCUCGGGCCUCACCCAAGGCCAAACUCCAAACGUAAUCAGAACCAGCCAAAGACGCAUUCCUGGACACAGGGCCACCAGCUCGCCGCCUCCAGCCUGGACAGCCCACAAGCCGGGACCUUGAGGGCUGUGUCCAGUUACCAGCGAGCCUGGGCUCUUCCCCAGGGUCUUGCAUUCAAGGGCGAUUACAUUUUAAAAAGAAAAACAGAAAAAGUUAAGAACAAAAACAACCCUUCACUUUAGAGGGUCUAUAAGCCACGAGGGAGAACGCUGCUCUUUCUGAGACAGGCUCCCUUUCCCCAGCACAGCAGAGCCUGGAGCCUCCCUCCGAGACUCCAAAGUGGUCGGUGGAGUCAGAGACAGGAAUCUAAGGAGAAAGCAUCACGUUUUUUUACAGGAAGAAGGGAAAUGGUUUUGAAAAUGAAAGAUUUGUAGCUUCUCUUCCGUCAAAACCAACACCUCCUCUUUCUGCCUGACCCCGUCUCCCCUUCGGACAUCUCUCUGGUUCAGGACCAAUCCUCUCCUGGGGACUGUCCCCAUCCACGUGCUGGCUGAGCUCAGGAACCGUCCACCUGCCUCUUGGUGGGGCUGUGGCUCUGUCCUCCCAGGCCUAACCUCAACAGCGACAAGGGGGCCCUGGAUGAAGGGGCUGGAAGCCAAGGUGCAGAGCACCCUGUCCCCUCACCAGCGCGCAGGCUUGGGGUGGCAAAGCCAACAGCCACCACUCGCCCUGGGUAGGGAGUGGUACUGGUUGGCGUCCAGGCACAGAUAUCCACUCUGCCACCAUGUGAACAGGGCCAGCCCUGGGCACCCACGCACAGCGUGGCAGAGCCUGCAGGUGAAGCCCGCAACUCCCCGUCCCACAGCAGCAGUCUCUGCCACCUGCCUUUUUAAACAUACCUGGGGACGCUCCCCUCCCCUGCCCCCAUGGUCAUGCAGGGAGGGUUUUAUCUGUUUCCAAGCAUGAGGCCCGUCCAACCCCAGGGCAAUUCUGGACAACUUCCACUGGUCUGCCCUCAUCACUGCGCCCCCAUCAACAUGCCCACCCGGCUUGAAGCCAGUUCUGCCCAAUGAGGCUGAGGGAGCACCAGGACCCUGCUGUCAGGAGCCUCCUAGUGCCAGUAGGCUGACACUGUGCCUUGCCACUCACCGAGCUGCAAGAGACCAAGAGGGGCCAAGGCCAGAGGCCAGGCCCCACGCUGGGGGAGGACACUGCUGAGAGCCAGUGUUCAGGCAGCACUGGUUUGCCUGAACCUCCCUGGCUAAGGCAGCAGCUGGGCUGAGGGCCUCACUGCCUGGAGCACUUCCCUGGCCAGGCCCCCAGCCCCACCCCCCAAGCAGAGCCAGAAGGGGAUGCUCACCGCCUAAGGCAUGGUCCUUGCCGAGCUCAUCACUGCACCCCUGCUCUCGGGGCCUCAGCUAAGCUCCAUGGGGUCAGAGGCCCCCACUCCCAAGAGCAGCGAGCAAUCUGCUCACAGGCGGAGCUCAACUGGGCAGGCGUGAGGCCUGAUAUCUGGGCCCGAGCCGAGGUCCUCAGGCUGCAGGCCAGCUGUGUGCCCAGGAGAGCAUUAGAGGCAGAGCCAGGGCCUCUGAAGCAGAGCAACUACAGCACAGCGUCCACCCCUCAGAGAGGAUGCCUCCCUCCCACAGCAGCUGAGUGGGGACCAAGGCACAGGGGCACAUGCUUCUCCCCCUACUCGUGGGGCGGCCUUAGGCAAGUCAUACCUCCCUGUGCCUCGGUCAUUUCCUGUCCUAAUGAGCAGGGCUGCCUGCCUCCUUGAUCCCCUCACACCUCCCUCUGGCACGGCCUCAGCACCGAGGCCACCAUCGCCCAACCACAAGUUUCAUCAAGCCUGUGGACCCCCCCUAGAGCCGGGCACAAGCCAGAUUUUUCCAUUUCAAUUUUUAAAAAGGAAGAAAACAAACAUCUCAGAUAUCUCUGUGGCAUCUAGGCCUGGAAAGGACGGACACAGGGGUCACCCAAAUCCCCGAGGUCCCACACCUGCCCUGGGCCCAGCCUCUUCCAGAGAAGCCAGGAGGCAGGGGUCAGCUUCGGAAGAAAAUGGUCAUUUCAUUUGUCCAAAACACCUUGAGUUUUAAGUAUGAAUAUUAAUCUUGAUGCUUUUUAACUAUUGUAUUAACUUGCUGAGAUUUAGAAAUACUGUUUUAAAAAAGAAAAAAAAUUUUUUAAUUUCUGUAUUUUUUUCUGUAUUAUAUCCUCAUGGGACAUUAGGGGUUUUAUAUGGUAAACACACCUAAGGUUUUGGUAAAAACAUCAUCAAAUAUAUAUCCAGUUGAUUCUUCCCCAGAAGAAAAACAAUCUUUACAUCUGAUAAAAUAUUUUGAAAAGAGAGGUGUUUUUUUGUUUUGUUUUGUUUUGUUCCUUUACUGGUGCUGAAAGGAAGGAUGGAUAACGAGGAAAAAAUAAAACUGUGAGGCUCA
Molecule: messenger RNA, 5392 nt
Organism: Sus scrofa (pig)
Lineage: Eukaryota; Metazoa; Chordata; Mammalia; Artiodactyla; Suidae
Gene: SMPD3
Product: sphingomyelin phosphodiesterase 3
Biological process (GO): sphingomyelin metabolic process
Cellular component (GO): extracellular region; cytoplasm
Molecular function (GO): sphingomyelin phosphodiesterase activity
Source: RefSeq, a predicted model, not a curated record